GACAUGCACUUGUUCUAAAUUCCUGGAUGUGACGGUUGUCGUCGGACCGGUAACACCAUUUAGCCUACAUAUACUAUGGUACAUUUGUGUUAAUAAUAAAGCUAUUUAACAAUUUAACGAGCGCUCCAGGCAGUGCAAACCUAUUAAAAGUUACAGAAUAACUCAUAUUCGUCAUUUGUUAUCCAAAUUAAAGGUACCUGUUAUGUGGUAAAAUAUAGCUCCAGCUAGCUUCAGAUAAUUCUAGUUGGCGUCCGUAAAUAAGUGAAAUAACCAGUCAUAAGUUAAAGGUUUCUUAAAGUAAAACAUAACUGAGAGCAUUUUUAUUUAUUUUUUUGGUCUUCUUGUUGACGGAGGUCACAGAACCUCUAAUCCCCCUACGGUACUUCGUGUACAUCAAAACGAGCACACCCACCCGAUCUCGACGAAGCCUCUCCCGAGAGGGAAUAUAACAGAGAGGGAGACGGGAAAGCAACGCAUUAUCACCGAAUCUCCUCCGAAGCACAUCGAUAAAGCGUCAUUUCACGGGCCAUGAUGCGGAGUUUAUGCGAGGUGGCUUUUGUGUCCCUCCUGAUUAUAUUUCUCCUGAACACUGAACCGACAUGGGCCAAAAAAGGUGGCAGCAGCGGCAAGAAAACCUCAUCCACUAGCAACAGGGGUGGGACACAGUCAAAACCAUCCAGCUCUCAACCCAACAGAAACACCAAUCCAUAUCCCUCCGGUGGAAGUUACCCCUAUCCAGGAGCAGGCAACUCUAAUCCAGGAGGAUAUCCCAGACAAAACCCUGCAAGUUAUCCAGGAGCCGGUAGUAACCCCAACCAGUAUCCUGGUAGAGCCAAUCCUGGAGGUUAUCCAAACCAGAACCCUGCAGGUGGCUAUCCAGCUGCAGGUGGAUACCCAGCUGGUGGGGGAUACCCUAACCAAAACCCAGGGAGAGGGAAUUACCCAAAUCAGUAUCCACCUGCUGGAGGCUACCCAGCAGCAGGUGGCUAUCCUAACCAAUAUCCAGGCAGAGCUGGCACCAACCAAGGAGGAUAUCCGAACAAUUACCCCGGUGCAGGAGGCUACCCAGCUGCAGGAGGCUACCCGGCCGGAGGAGGCUACCCAGCAGCCGGUGGAUAUCCUAACCAAAGGUCCCCUUAUCAGUACCCAGCAGCUGGUGGUUACCCAGUCAGAGGGGGAAAUACAGGACAGGGCUGGGGCCAGCCUGCUGUCAAUCCAGGGGGUUACCCUGGUGGAGCGGUUGGUGGUUACCCCAACUGGAACCCAAAUAAUAAGAUCCUCAGUCCCAGGUAUGGUGGAGGAGGUUAUGGAUAUGGCGGUUAUGGGAUGGGAGGCUCUCCUUUCUCUCGUUCUGUGCAAAAUAUGGGAUACAAACCCAAGUCUCCAGGUUUUGCCAAAAAAGCCAUGGUGGCAGCAGGCGUUGGUGCUGUGGCCGGGAUGGCCAUUGGAUAUGGACUAGGGCGCUUCCCACGACCACAUUUCAAUUUUCGCAACCCUGAAGAAGAGUACUACUACAACAACUACAUGUACCGCCGUUAUGGUUCCCAGUCCACAGAUGAAAAAGACUUUGGCCGUGAUUAUGUCUACAAGCCUCCACCACGGGCAGAGUCUUAUGACAACUUCAUGAGUCGCUGUAUGAAUAAGACCGACCUCCUUAAACAACAGGACAGCAGCUCUCCCAGUCCUACAAGUCAAAGUGGAGGUAAUGAGGAUGAUGACACCGUUAGCAUUGAGGAGAUUGGAUAUCCAGCCCUAAUUGAGCAGGUGAAGGCCCGACGUUGUGUUGAGCAGUACAUGGUCUACUCUGAGCGCUUUCUGCAGGAACGAGAAGCGGAGCAACAGGUUCAGUUCAGUCGUAGCAGCAGACCUGUCAGCUGUGGGGUGAUUCAGCUUUUCACCUCCCUCUUCAUGCUGCUGUCCAGCAUGUUCCUGCUCCAGUGACACCGUAAUGGGAUUUCUACUUCUUCCAUUAUGUCUGCACGUCCACAUAAAGUUAAUGUAUCUUAUCUCAAUAGUGCAAACCAUAGCUGUGUCUUGCAAGCUCUUUGAGUCAUGCUUCGUCAAUCAUUUAUUAUUGUCAGAGAAAAAUUGCA
Messenger RNA from Chelmon rostratus (copperband butterflyfish), 2093 nucleotides. RefSeq names its product translation initiation factor IF-2-like. Gene Ontology annotation, cellular component: membrane. The coding region runs from base 529 to 1941 and encodes 470 amino acids. The record is from RefSeq and is a predicted model, not a curated record. NCBI's taxonomy places the organism in Eukaryota, Metazoa, Chordata, Actinopteri, Chaetodontiformes, Chaetodontidae. The transcript has 2 exons. Gene Ontology annotation, biological process: protein homooligomerization.